Molecule: messenger RNA, 1665 nt
Organism: Psilocybe cubensis
Lineage: Eukaryota; Fungi; Basidiomycota; Agaricomycetes; Agaricales; Agrocybaceae
Product: DnaJ-like protein subfamily B member 14
Exons: 9
Coding region: 1-1665 (554 amino acids)
Biological process (GO): cellular response to misfolded protein
Cellular component (GO): endoplasmic reticulum membrane
Molecular function (GO): Hsp70 protein binding
Source: RefSeq, a predicted model, not a curated record
AUGGGUGCAUCUGAAUCAAAGCCGUCUUCCAACUCUCAAUCUACUUUGCCAGAAAGCUACGAUGGAUUAAACUUCUACGAGAUUCUCUGCGUCCCAGUGGAUACGACAAACGAGGACAUAAGACGAGCAUACUACAAACGCGCCAAGUCAACGCAUCCUGACAAGGAUUCCACACCGGGCGCCAAAGAGCGUUUUCAGAAACUGAAUGAAGCCUACGAGACGUUAUCAAAUCCGGAGAAGAGAGCAGUAUACGAUUUGGAGCAAGAAAAUGAGAUGGAAGAAAAAACAAAGACAGAGUUUGGAGAAUUCGGUUCUAGCUCAGCUAUGCCAGGAGAAUGGGAAGCUUCUGAGCUCCCGACCGGUACUCAGACACCAGGCUGGUUUGAAUGGCUGUUUCUUGGGAGAUCAACAUCGUUCAGCGAACCUUUUGCUCGCUAUAAUCCAGAGAGGUAUGCAAAUUAUCAUAAGCAUCUUCCUCUCUCCCGAGGGAUCUCUGCAAAAGAUAUCGCAGAACACUUCAACUUCUGCAUACAUAACGCGAUGUGGAAAGAGAACGGGAAGGAUCUGAACUUAUGUACGGUGUUGCGAAACUUUUUCGAGUGCAUAGCAUAUGACGAAAAGAGAUGCGGAUACAAUCAACCAAUUCCGGGCUUUGGUCGCAUCAAUUCGUUUUGGUGUCCAGACGACGGGUAUGGCCAGGACUACGCUCAAGAUUUCUACAUGUUCUGGCUCAACUUCGACCCGUUGAAAACAUUUGAAUGGGCGGCUGUUGAACUGAUGCUAGCUGGAGACCCUCGGGUGGCGACUCACAUUGUCAUGAACCAUUUCAAGGGCCUACCUCAGAUUUCUAUGGAUGAAUUUUGUCGCCGGUUUAUCAAACAAAUUAGACAGAAGCGCAAAUCUCUGCAAGUUCUUUUGUACAAGCCACUACCUCCGACAUUGAAGCUUGAAGGGCGGGUGACGAUACCUCAGUCAGAAAUGAUGCCCCACACUCGUUUUAUGCCAUUAGUUUAUUUCAUCUUACUGUCUGCAUAUACCAACGUUGCUGCAGAGCCAGCUACACUCUUCCAUGUCACCACUGCGACACCGACGACAAGCUCACUUCCAUACAGCCUCAUCCAAUCCGGCACGACAAUUGUGCGCCCAAUCGGCACAGGAACCGAUGGAAAAACGACGUAUGUACAGGAAAACGUCGUGAGCUUGGUUGUCGCACAAUUUCCCGCUGCCAACGGCGCGCAGCCAUCACAAUCGACGCUCCUAAGCACUCCCCUCACACUGCAAGCAACUUUUGCGGAAGAUAAGAAUGGAUACCACGCAACGCGUUCGCUCUCACUCCCGUCCCCCGAAGGCACCGGUUCAUACGAGCCAGGUCUCGAUGAAAAAUGCGUAUUCAACUCUGAUGGCACUGGAUCAUGUGUACGGAUUGAUAUCACCCUGGACCAGCAAGGAAGCACUAGGCGAACGACGACGACCUACAGCGGCCAGCUGCAAGCUUGGCACACCGUCGGCGAGACUGGCGGGACGACACCUAGUGUCACGGGCAAUUCGGCAAAAAGAGGGGGACUAGCGAUAGAUGGUGGUGCGCUAGGCAUGAUUGCGAUGACAAUGAGCGUAUUCGUUUCAGUCUUGAGCGGCCUUGGAGUUCUUGGCUUCGGAAUCUGGUAA